UUCUAUUGAUCACUUGAGAGAGUUAUGUGAAGUGUUAUGCAAUUUCGCGGAGAGGAUUUGGUUACAGGAUUUUUGGGUUUCGUGUUUAUUUUUCUGGGGAUAUGGAUGAUCUCUCCGAGAGUAUAUUUUUUUAAAUCUCUGAUUCUGAUGUAUGUAAUUUUUUUUGUUUGCAGAUCUCAGAAAUUAGGGGUUUUUAUAUUCUAGAGUUAGUGUAAUAUGAAGAGGAGCUUAGAGGGGAACGAUGACGACAAACAUGAGCGAAAGCGUCCUGCUCUUGCUAGUGUGAUUGUUGAGGCUCUUAAAGUUGACAGUUUGCAGAAGCUUUGCUCUUCUUUGGAACCUAUCCUCCGCAGAGUUGUUAGUGAGGAAGUGGAACGUGCUUUAGCAAAAUUAGCACCUGCUUCGCUUACUGCAAGUUCUGUGUCUUCUCCGAAACGUAUUGGAUGUUCAGAUGGCCGAAAUUUGCAGCUGCAUUUCAAGUCUAGGUUAUCUCUCCCAUUAUUCACUGGAGGGAGGGUGGAAGGAGAGCAAGGUGCUGCUGUCCAUGUUGUAUUGAUUGAUGCAAACAGUGGCCGUCCUGUAACAUUUGGACUCGAAGCGUCUCUGAAGCUUGAUGUUGUUGUGCUUGGGGGUGACUUUACCAACGAAAAUGAUGAAGAUUGGACCCAAGAAGAAUUUGAUAGUCAUGUUGUAAAAGAGCGCGAAGGAAAGAGACCGUUGCUUACUGGAGACUUGUGUGUUGUUCUCAAAGAAGGAGUUGGCACUUUGGGUGAGGUCACUUUCACAGAUAAUUCAAGCUGGAUUCGUAGUCGGAAGUUCAGACUUGGUUUGAGGGUCGCCUCUGGUUAUUGUGGUGGCAUACGCAUACGUGAGGCAAAGACAGAAGCUUUCUAUGUUAAAGAUCAUAGGGGAGAAUUGUACAAGAAACAUUAUCCACCUGCUCUGAAUGAUGAGGUGUGGAGGUUGGAUAAGAUUGGUAAAGAUGGUGCGUUCCAUAAGAAGCUAAAAGCUGCAGGAAUAGUCACCGUGGAAGGCUUUCUGAGAGAUUUGGUCAAGGAUUCUGCAAAUUUAAGAGCUAUUCUUGGAAGUGGCAUGUCAAAUAAGAUGUGGGAUGUGCUAGUGGAGCACGCAAAAACAUGUGUCCUAAGCCGUAAACUUUAUGUUUACUAUUCUGACGAUUCAAGGACUGUCGGCGUUGUGUUCAAUAACAUCUACGAGCUAAAUGGCUUUAUAUCUGGGGACCGAUACUUAUCUGCUGAUUCACUCUCUGAAAGCCAAAAGGUGUAUGUGGAUGAACUGGUGAGGAAAGCAUAUGAAAAUUGGAACCAGGUCGUGGAGUAUGAAGGCAAAUCUCUUUCGAACUUCAACCAACCUGAGAGGUUGAAUAUUUCUCAGAAUAAUCCUGCAGCGACUUUGGCAAAUUACUCUACCACCUCUGCUGCUGACAAUCCAAUACAUGUGACAGUAGUUCCAUCUGCAGUCCCUCCUAAUCAGUCUCCAGUGCAUUCAGAAUUUUCAAUGGGAGAGUAUAAUCAAACGCUGACAACAGCCCAGCCUCAUAAUCCGCAAGAACUAUUCGACAUUGGUUUGCAGCAAGAUCAGUUUAUGGGAAUACGUCAACAUCAAACUCUGGCCACCAUAGAGAAUGCAAAUGUAACUGGGUUCGUUCUUGGUCCUCCACAGUCAGCCACAUGCGGGUACCAAGACAUUGAAUCUUCUGUUGAUCAGGGAAAUCUUAAUCUUUUUGAUGACUGGUCAAAACAUCAUGGGAACGACUUAUUCUCAGAGGAAGAGAUCCGGAAAAUAAGCCAUGAAUUGUUAGCUAAUGAGGACAUGCAAGAGCUGCUCCAGCUCUUCAGCAUGGGAGGUGGCAAUGGGGAAGAUGGGUUUGCUUUCCCAUCAUUUAUGCAUAAUACACCGAGGACGCAGGGAUCUGAUGAGGAGGGCCAUGGGCGAUCAGGAAAAGCGGUUGUUGGGUGGCUAAAGAUAAAAGCUGCAAUGAGAUGGGGAUUCUUCAUCAGGAGGAAAGCUGCUGAGAGGAGAGCACAUAUUGUGGAGCUUGAUGAUGAACGAUGAUGGUUAAUGGAUAGUCAGGUUGCUUGCUAGUAUAUACUAAUAGUAGCCCUGUACAGGUUAGGGAUGGAUAUAAACAUCACUUACAGUCUUACCGAUAUGAAUUGUUCCUUGAUGCGUAGAGCAUUUGAGGAUGUUGAAACAUCUUCAAGAAUACAGUAGAGUAUUGAAUUAGAAUCUCCCCGAGUUCUUGGUUUGUAAUGCGUUUUCUUGUUGCAAGAAACAAGGCCAUGGCUUCAAAAUCAAAUCCCUGCAUUUCCCUUCUA
Molecule: messenger RNA, 2339 nt
Organism: Capsella rubella
Lineage: Eukaryota; Viridiplantae; Streptophyta; Magnoliopsida; Brassicales; Brassicaceae
Product: calmodulin-binding protein 60 D
Exons: 8
Coding region: 217-2076 (619 amino acids)
Biological process (GO): regulation of salicylic acid biosynthetic process
Cellular component (GO): nucleus
Molecular function (GO): calmodulin binding; sequence-specific DNA binding; DNA-binding transcription factor activity
Source: RefSeq, a predicted model, not a curated record